AUGGAGCAUGAGAAUGGCACAGGGGUGACAGAAUUUGUGCUGCUGGGGCUAUCCCAGACCCGGGAGAUCCAGCUCUUCCUCUUCAUCUUGUUCCUCGUCUUCUACUCCAUUAUCCUCCCAGCCAACAUCCUCAUCAUCCUCACCAUCCAGAGUGACCCUCACCUGGGCUUCCCCAUGUAUUUCUUCCUGGCCAACCUGGCCUUUCUGGACAUCUGCUACUGCUCCGUCACCCCUCCAAAGAUGCUGGCUGACUUCUUUUCCCACCACAAGACCAUCUCCUAUGGGGGCUGCAUGGCUCAACUCUUCUUCAUCCACUUUCUGGGAGGGGCAGAAAUUUUCCUGCUCAUGGGCAUGGCCUUUGAUAGGUAUGUAGCCAUCUGCCAUCCCCUGCGCUAUGCCAGCAUCAUGAGCAGAGAGAUCUGCUGUGCCCUGGUUGGGGCUGCUUGGGCCGGAGGCUUCACGCACUCCAUCCUCCAGGUGGUGCUGAUUAUCCGGCUGCCAUUCUGUGGCCCCAAUGAGCUGGACAAUUUCUUCUGUGACAUCACCCAGGUGAUCAAGCUGGCCUGCACUGAUAUCUAUGUGCUGGAGUUCUUCAUGUUCUUCAACAGUGGCCUGGUCACCUUGAUGUGCUUCCUUCUCUUGCUCAUCUCCUAUGGCGCUCUGCUGGUCCGACUGCAGAUGGGCAACCCCUCAAAGGGGAUGAGUAAAGCGGCCUCCACCUGCGUCACCCACAUCAUCAUCGUCUUCAUCAUGUUUGGCCCAGCCAUCUACAUCUACUGCCGGCCCUUCCAAAGCUUUCCCCCGGACAAAGUGGUGGCCGUGUUCCACACUGUUGUCUUCCCGCUCAUGAACCCCAUGAUCUAUACACUCAGGAACAAGGAGAUCAUCAGUGCAAUGAAGAGGCUGCUGAGUAGAUGGGCUCUGGAGAGGGCAAUAGAAGGAAGUUAAAAUACAGAAGUGCAGGGUUUGGAAUUAUUUCAGGGAA
Molecule: messenger RNA, 985 nt
Organism: Gopherus flavomarginatus (Mexican gopher tortoise)
Lineage: Eukaryota; Metazoa; Chordata; Testudines; Testudinidae
Product: olfactory receptor 734-like
Exons: 1
Coding region: 1-948 (315 amino acids)
Biological process (GO): G protein-coupled receptor signaling pathway
Cellular component (GO): membrane
Molecular function (GO): G protein-coupled receptor activity; olfactory receptor activity
Source: RefSeq, a predicted model, not a curated record